AUGAAAAAGCAACUCCUUGAGCUGUUUUUCAGCAGCGAAGGAUCCAGGCUUGCACUGGACGUAAACAAAAGGGUAUACAACCAUCGACCGGGACAUUGCCGUAAAGUAGAUGGAAUUGAACAUGGUUCCGAGGACAUAGCACUCAUAGAGGAAGAAGGCAUUGCAUUUGUGACUUCUGGAAUAUUCUACAUGUUACCUCGAGCAGAGGUAAAUUGUGCAAUUUGCGAAAUCAGUCGAUACAUUCAGGAUGUCGAGGGUAAAAUCUUUCUCUAUGAUUUCAAACAGAAAGGCACAUUCAAGGCUGUACCAGUACCUAUCAAUGGUGACUUCGAUAGGAAGCAAUUUCACCCUCAUGGAAUUUCUCACAUAGUCACAUCCAAUGGGGCUGUCCGGCUUUUUGUCAUCAGUCAUUCUAAGGAUUUUAAGCAUUCAGUACUAGUUCUUGACUGGAAUAGUAAAGGUCGACAACUCGACUUGGUAAAAAUAAUUGAGGAUGAAAAAUUUAUCAGACCUAACAACUUGGUAGCAGUCUCAGAAGAUGCUUUUAUCCUGACAAACGAUGGAUCAGCACAAACAGCGACAAUGAAUAUUCUUGAAAUGCUAUCAAUGAUACCCAGUGGAAGCAUAGUGUACUAUGACGGGAAGGUAAAAGUUCAUAUUUUCUUUACCUGCAAAAAAGGAAGGAAUGUCAAUGCAGUGGCAAUGGCUGUCUGA
Messenger RNA from Cylicostephanus goldi, 714 nucleotides. The record is from the annotation of a GenBank genome assembly. NCBI's taxonomy places the organism in Eukaryota, Metazoa, Nematoda, Chromadorea, Rhabditida, Strongylidae.